UUUUUCUCCUGGAAUGCUUUGGCAUUGACAAGCUCGGUGUCGCAAAAGGGCAGAGCAACAAAGAGUGUGUUCAACUUCACUGUGGGUGCGCAGCCGGAACCGGGUUUGCCAAGAAACAUGAGAGAUUUUCUGGGACCGAGAGUACCGCAUGCGCCCGAGGCGUGUCGCGCGGUAGGCUCCUCGUAUGUUUGUGCAAUGUUUGUGUAA
Molecule: messenger RNA, 207 nt
Organism: Bipolaris victoriae FI3
Lineage: Eukaryota; Fungi; Ascomycota; Dothideomycetes; Pleosporales; Pleosporaceae
Exons: 1
Source: RefSeq, a predicted model, not a curated record